AUGAGGCUGUCAUUGGCGUUUGUUCUUUUCCCAUUGAUCACUGUUUCGGUGGCAGCGUGGAGCUCACAAAGCCCAAAACAUCAUGGAUCUCCCUCCAGAACUCGAUCUGCCCAAGCCGUGGGCCACGAGGCUCCUAGUUUGAUUGAUUUUCAGCGUCGUCACUUUCAAGAGGACGUGUUGAUCCGCUUGCAUAGUUCUCGCCAGCCAAAUCAGCAGUCUCCCUUGACCAAGUUGUCCGUUUCACCCAUUUCCGAUUAUUCCAAAGAACUAGCAGAGUCCACAACUACGUUGGUUGACGAUGGAAACUUUAUGGUGGAUCAAGAUGCCGAGUAUCAACGAGGAUUGGCUGUGAUUAUGGUUGUCACGUUCAUCUUUGCGGGCCAUUCGCCCCUGGCCCAUGCGGUGUUCUCCCUGACCGACAAACCUCCACCCGUGCUAUUGGUCAAUGCAGGAGCUGCCAUUUCCGCACUGUGUUCUUUGUUUCUACUCAAACCAGUCUUGGAGAGUACCAGCAUGUUGGAUACCCCAGAGUUGUCCGAUGAACUGGCUUUGGAAUCUAGAGAUGAUAGCAAUGAUCUUAGAGCAGGCUUUGAAAUGGGACUCUUCAAGACAUUUGGAGCUACAUUAAACUUUUACGGGCUCUCAUUGACCAGUGCUACCCAUGGGGCAUUCCUAGUCCAGUUGACAACCUUGUUUGUGCCUGUCAUUCAAGGGUUGAUGGGUGUUCCAAUCACAAAAAGAAUGUGGACUGCAGUAGGACUGGCCAUGACAGGAGUCUUGCUGUUUACCCAGGGAUCAGAUGGCUCGGGAGAUGCAACUCUGAUUGGCGACGGUCUUUGUGUGGCAUCUGCCCUGUUCCUCGGGGCAUAUGACUUGAGUCUGAAUCGAUGGGGAGACAAGGUCCCUCCUGUCACUCUGAUUACGAACAAGAUUGCUUCUCAGGCCAUCUUGUCGUCAUCUCUGUUGCUUGCCUUUGGAGGAGACGAGAUCUGGGAUUACAUCCAUAAUGUGGUCUUGUCCGGAGAAAUGUCCACCAAUCUACUUGCUUUUGUGGCCAUUGCUGUUGGGAAUGGUCUUUUGGUAAAUGCUGGAGCGUCUCUUCUCCAGGUCCGGGCUCAAAAUGCAAUUGGCGCAACGACAGCGCAGGUUGUCUAUGCAACGCAACCAUUGAUUUCGGCCAUGUUGAGCUAUGCCUUUUUGCAUGAAACCAUAGGGGCCCCUGGCGUAGUUGGAGGAGCCAUGUUCUUGGGUGCUGUGUUCCUUGCUGGAAACCCAGAACCAGACAUUGCGGAAGAAAAGCCUUUUUGGGAUGAAGCAAGUCAGUAA
Seminavis robusta is the source of this 1326-nucleotide messenger RNA. The record is from the annotation of a GenBank genome assembly. Lineage: Eukaryota; Bacillariophyta; Bacillariophyceae; Naviculales; Naviculaceae.